AUGUGGAUCGUUGUCAACAACUUCAGUGUGGUUGUACGAUAGUGAUUGCGCGUAGUGUUAUUGUUUUGUGGAAAAAAUUGUGAAACUUAACUAAAUCCUACAAAAUCAGUGUGAAAUUUUGGUUCAGUUUUUAUCUCUCUUCAUCUAUCUUUAUUUUUUUUGUGGAACAUGUUACCUUUGAGCGAGGUAAAAUUAAAUGCAAUGAGCCUACGGCUCCUUCAAGCUGGCUGUGACUACAAGUACACGCUGUGAAAUAAUUCGUAUCGUUGUUUGCGUAUUGGCCACAGCGACGAGAAGGCGCCACGUGUGGGCCUGCGUACAACCGGGGGCGGGCGCUUCGCGCCGCCCCACAACUGCAUAUAUUCUCACCUGGUUCCAAUCCCGGGACUACUAGGUAUGAUAUAGACUACUAUUUGGACUUACGCCUCAAUGCCCAAGACGACCGCGACGACGAAGAGGAAGACGACUACCUCGAUGUCUUUUCUCCGCGCUCGUACUGGGUAGACAGCUUUGGCAAAGUCUACAUGAUGAACUCCACCGAUGAUGAACCGUUGUCUGGCUUAAAUGGAAGACUCAGACCACGCCGAAGCACCAACAGUCCUUUGGCCAAACACGUGAAUAGAAUAGAAGGAAAGACCAUUCAAGACAAACCCAAAAGAAACAGCAACCUACCAAAAGUCUGUUACAAGACCGACGAUGGUCUAAAUAAAUCUGAUAGCAAUUCAACUCCGCAGUUUCUGUGUCCCUAUUGUGAUAGAAAAUUCGCUUCGAAACAAACUGUAUCAAAGCAUGCUCGGCGCAUGCACUUAUCUACUUCCAGACAAGACUCUUUCAUUGCCUGUCUUUACUGUAAUCAUACGGAGGCUGAAGGUAAUGAUAUUAUUCGUCAUAUGGUGGAUAGUCAUCCUAAUCAAUACUUUGCCUGUCUUGAUUGUCAUGCACGUUUUCCUACGACUUCGGACUUGGCUGAACAUAAACUGACGGUUUGUGAGAAACAAAAACCAUACCGCAGUAAAUUGCGCCAGAAGACCGGGUCGCAGAAGGAAGACAAUAAUAUCAAAGAUGACUUUCGGAACGACAAAGAUUACUCAGAUGGAUUUAAUGGAAUUGUAAUAUCUUGUGAACUGAAGCCCUCUCACGUACACGAUGAAGCAGACAUUGAAGAUAAUAUAACAACGAAUUUGAUUUUACCGCCCAGCAAGAAUUUAGGUAACAACGCAAUUAUAGAGAAGAACGCUGUUAUCGUUCUGGAUGAUAUACAGUGGAACAAAAGAAUUCCUGCCAAUUUUUCUUUUCACAACACUGACGCUGAUCAGAUACUUUCAAGAUUAGGCGUCGUUCAUCGUUCUCCAAGAACUGGCGAAUCGACCAAAAAGGAUUGGAUUAAAUCAACUGACGACAAUACACAAAAAUUUGAAAAAUGCUUUGAUACAAGUUUCUACUCAAAAGUAGCCAGUAAUGUUCAAGAAAACCUAACCAAAUGCCUUGACGGCUCCUUUAAUUUUAAUCCGGAUUUAGAAAAUACUAUCAAGACAAGAAAGGCAAAAAACAGUGUUGUUAUUAACACAGCAGAAGGCUUUCCAAUACUCUUGGCAUUUGAACAAUACUCCCGGAAUAUUUUUGAUAGCUACUUACCUCGUAGCAUUGCACCUAAACAUAAAUGGAAGUGGGACAAUUUAGAAAAUGACAGAUGUGUUAUUAAUCCUGAUCAACUAAAGCGAGACUCCCAUACUAAUAAUUGUAUUAUAACUUUGGUAUCUAGUUUGGAUAUAUGGACUCAGCUGUGUAUGCGCAAGAAAUAUGAAGACAAGUUUAAUAUUUCGCACUUAGAAAAGAAGACUGACAAACAGCAUGCUAUCGAUAAAGAAUUAAAAGAAAUCCUGGAAAGUAGGGAGUUACCGACGUCAUCGUCGCAGUUAGUAAAAUACACGCAGAACUCUCCCCCUAACAGGGACGGAUUAGACAUACCGACUUAUUUGGGAUUAGCGCCGUCGGGACCAAAAUACGACUUACCACCUGCUGUGCUAAGCGGAGAGUGGGUAAGACCCAGAUGCUAUGUUUGCUGCGCAUGUGGUGCUCAAACACGAGAUUCUAGAGCACUGUCUACUCAUAUCUCUAUUCAACAUCCUAAUGCUCAAGUUCAACAUUACGAAAUAGUUGGUGAGCCUCUUCUAAAUGCCGAUAUUCUGCACCAUUUGUACGUACCACCGAGUCAAAUGAGUAACAGAACGAGGCCUCUCCGUGGAAUCCGAGACUGCACGAAGUGUAAAAAGUCUGUUUCUUUAGAGGAAUUGCAUCAACAUAUGUUGGACUGCGCAGGCGAUACACCAGCAGUUCGCAGAAAGUGUCGAUAUCGACCAUUUGGUGUACGUAGACGUCGUCCACGUCUACCAGAUAACCUAAUUCGCCGAAAAAUUCGUAAAGAUAUGCGAAACAGACACAAGCAAAAGAACCUGAUGCGGCCCCGACAGAAGAUUCGCAGUGAAGUCGGCGAUGCCGAAACCAUUCGCAAGAUGAUUGCGGAUUUACCUGCUAAACGACACCGGGUGAUGCUUAACCCUAUGAAUCCUAAUUUGCGACCGCGUCGAAAACUUGAUAAACGAGGCAAAUUAAUUUUGAAGCAUCGUGCUGCUAAUGAUGAGACCAAAAGCAGGAAGCUGCGUACUGUAAAAGAUUUAAAUAUUACUUCGAACUCUGCGAAUACUGAACCAACAAAUAAAGAGGAUCAAGACCAGAGCGUUCCUAAUAAUGAUGACGAAGACAAUAAGCCGCUUAAACCUAGAAAGCGUGCUACUGAUAAAAAUAGCCGUCACAACGAUAAUAUAAAUCGCAAAGCUGCUAUAAAUAGAGCAAGAAGAAAACUUCAAAACUCGAAUGAUAACAAUAUUGAACUUCCGGAACACAACAAUGCUGGAACAAACAACAACUCUCCCACUGACCAGCUGCCAAGAAACAAUGAGCCGCCCGACCGAAUUGACAUAAAUAGUAAUCAGUCCGGCGGUAGGCAACAUAGUGGUAGAGGAGGCCACUUCAAUCGAGGAAAUGAGGGAACCCCACCAGGGAGAGGAAGAGGAGCAAAUAAUCGGCGAAAUGAUGACAUGAGAAAUAACGGGCCGCCAGCGCAAAACACACCGUUAAAGCACUCCAUAGCUCGUCUGACGGCAGACUGUGUAACGUACGACAAAACAGUACAGUAUCACCAUAUGUAUUUAGUACCGCAAGAAUGUAACAAUACCAGGCGACAUGUACCGACGGGACAGCAGGAAUUAUUUGAAAAUGAAGCAUCUGAUUCAAGAUUAGAUAAACCACCUUUACCUUAUUACCAAAAAGUUCCUAUAGACCCUUACGCAAAUCAAAAGAAUAAGUGUAAUAAGCCGCGUAAAGGUCUGAACGAUUGCAUUGCGAUGCUAAAAAAUAAACUUGUAGAACCUAAUUCAUUAGAUAAUAUAACAGAUACUUGUGAUGAAAGUAUACCGUCAUCUGAUCCGAAUGAUAGCCAGAAUUCUGACACAGCCAUGAAUCCGGCUAUGCUUCAGCCUGAAAAUGCAAUUUUAAACACGAGUACUGCUAGCAGUGUGAUUGAAAACCCUGUUGUUAAUCUGUUAGUUAGUCCAACUGAACAUCUUAGUGGACAGUUGUCUGUCACUUGUGGUAGUGAUAUGAUAAUGAAUCCAGGCCAUCGGUUUUAUCUUCAAAGACCACCUAUUGAUCAUAAAAUAGACCCGAAACCGGCCGAAGUAUUUUCUCGUUCAGUAUUACCGCAUGACAGAGAAAUUGAAAUUCAGUAUCAAAAUACAAUUUCCCAGCAAUUCGCUCUGGAGCAACUAACUCAUGGUCUUGGUUCGAGGAAAGAAAAACGAGGAAUUAAAGAAAAAAAUAAUGAAACUGUGAGACAAAAGAAGCUGGCUAACAAGAGUCAAGCAGGCAAUAAACAACAAGAAGCUGCAAUUAAGCGUAAAUCCAAUCGCUUGAGAUCAAAUGCUCGACGUGAUUCGCAGCAAAAACUAUUUGGCCUUCCACCUCAAAUUGAGAUUAUUCCACAAAACACUGGUGCAGUUACCAUUAAUUCUCUACAUCCAAUACAUUCUAACCAUAACCAAUAUUCAAAAGUCAUGAUUAGUCCAUCAAGUGACGGUCAUAAUAAUAAGAAUAAACAAACAAUUCAUUUACAAAAUGAAAUUCUACAAGCCCAAUCGUCUGAAGCUCAUCGAGACUCGAAGUCACCUCGUAGAGCUGAGUAUCACCAUAAGUAUGAAAUGUCUGGAGGUCGACUUAUCGAGAACAAAACUUACCAACAAAAUGUUGGAAUCGAACAUAGAGCUUUAAUUGAACCGAGACAAGUAUCUUUACCUGAUCAUCGAUCAGUAGCUGAACAACGAAUUUUUGCCGAGAGGACCUUAACAGAGCAUAUGAUUCGCUCUGAACAAGAUUUACUAACUGAGAUAAGAACACACCCUGAGCGAUCUGAUCAGCGACUUUAUCCGGACCCAAGGGCAUUAUCGGAAUAUAGAACUAUAUCGGAUCCUAGACCGUGCGGACCUGAAUCUCUUUCUCUAGCCGAGCAGAUAUCUAUUCUUGAACAAAGAAGUUUCAAUGAAUCAAGGCCAUUCCCAGAUCAAAGGAUUUAUCCUGAACAGCCGUAUCCAGAACAUAGGACCUAUCCAGAUCAAAGGUUUUCUGAUUUGCGAGCAUCUUAUGAACAGAGACCAUACUCGGAGUUAAGGCCACACGCAGAACACAGUACAUUUGCCGAACAGAGGACACGUCCUGAGCAACGGAACUAUACGGACCAAAUUCCUUAUCAAGAGCAGAUGCCGUACACUGAUUUAAGAUUAUUACCUGAUCAGAGGCAACAAUUCGAACACAGAACACUUUCAGAGCAGAUGGGUUAUGCUGAACAGUCGGCCUAUGCAGACCAGAGAACUUAUUCGGAAUCAAGGGCAUACACUAAGCAAAGAAUAUAUCCAGAGCAGCGUGCUUACCCCGAACAUAGGACGUAUCAAGAACAAAGGACAUACCCAGAAACCAUGACUUGUCCAGAACCCGGAGUAUAUUCGGAGCAGAGGCAAUUUCCUGAGCAACGAAUAUAUGCUGAACAAAGAUCGCUCUCAGAACAAAUGUCAUAUACUGAGCAGCGGUUAUUAGCUGAAAAGAAUUCAGAUCAGCAUGUCCUACACGAUCAGAUGUUGCCUCCAGAGCAGAGACCUAUAACUUCUCGGAGGUCUUCUAAAGAAAAAAGAUCGGUGUCUGAACGAAGAGCGUCAAAUGAACAUUGGACUUCAUACGAACAAAGACCACACAAUGAUAAAUCUACUGCAUCAGAACACACAACUUAUCAAGAAAAUAGAACGUGUGAUCUGAGGUCCAUAACAGAGCAGACAGAAGCCUUAGAAAAAAGAAUAGCAAAUGAACAUAGAGUUCUAAAUGAGCAAAGGUCCUCAGUUGACCGAUGUAUGACUGAUGAGCGGAGAUCAUCUAUCGAACAGAGACACUCCAGUGAACGCAGGCUUUCCAGCGAACGCAGGAUAUCGGGUGACAGAAGAAUUUCUUGCGAACGCAGGUUAUCCAACGAACAGAGGCUUUCAAGCGAACGAAGGAUGUCUCACGAACUACGCCUUUCGUGUGAAAGAAGAAUGUCAAAUGAACUGAGAAAUUCUAGCGAUCGAAGGAUGUCGAGUGAAUUGCAACAUUCUAGCGAACGGAAGCUGUCGAGUGAUCUGAGGAAUUCUAUAGAGCGAAGGCAUUCCAAUGAACUAACUACCACAAUCGAGCAAGGUUCUUGCAACGAGCAGCUUGAUUCCAAUAAUCAAAUACCUUUUAUUGAUCAAAGAUCAUUAAUGGAACAAAGGUCUUACAGAGAGCAACUGGCAUCAAACGAAGAAAGCCUUCAUCAUCAACAGUGGCAAACAGUAGAGCGCAUAUCAAUUGAUCAAAAAGCAAGAAAUGAUAAUGCAGACGCAGAUUUCACUGGACAAUUAGUUCAACAUAACCUUAACAACGAGAAAGCUUUAGAAGAUCAAUUAUUACUCGAAAGACGAAGAUUAUCGGAACAUAGAUUAACAUCUGAACAAAAUUGUCAUAUUGUGCAACAGGAUUUGUUAAAUGAUGGUAAAGAAUUACGUGACGAGUUAUUGAUAGAACAAAAAGCAUUUAAUGAUCAACAGCAAUCUGAAAUGUAUAUGAAUCCUGGCAUCGAUGAUCAUGUCCAAAGUGACGUUUACCAUGAGAGUUCUUCUACUUCAAACUUAAUUGAAGGUCAUCCUAAUCGUAAUCUAGCCCAUAAAAUAACGCAGGAAGAUUACAUCGAAAAUGAGUACCAUGAAAUACCUCCUGCGCAUGCGAGUACAACAGUAGAAUCCAUAUUAUCUGCUCCUUUGGAUUUAUCUGGCAAGUCAUUGCCAAUGGAAUGUUCAGAAGACUUAUCGAAACACGACAGCUCUAUUAUAAUUAACAGCUAUGAUAUGUAUGAAACUUUAGACUUAUCAAAUAAAACUACUGACAAAAGAAUUUAUGAUGAUAACAUCGAAUCGGACAAUUUGGUUGUAGAUUUGCGUAUUAAACCUUCUGGUCCGUCAAGUUAUCACUCAAAUAGCAUCGAUCUAAGUGCAAGACCAGCUACCACGGAUGAGUAUGACAACGUAACAGACUUGUCAAUGAAGAAUCCUGAAAGGGAUUUCAUUCCAACUGACUUGUCCGUAAGGGGAAUACUAAGAAAUGAACCUAAUAUAAUGUCCGAUCAUGCCGAGGGAUUUUCUAUUCAGGAUCUAUCUAAACGAACUAGUCCAGAAGAAGUGCCGGAAGAGGCUGCGACAGCAAUGGAAACGAUUUCUGAUUUACCAACUGACUUGUCUGGAAAAACAACUUCAAAUUCAGUAGAUAUUGAUGGCCCUGAAGUUAAAGACAUUGAUAUUAGCAUGUCUAUUGAUUUAACCAUGGAUGACGAUAAGCCGACUACUAAUUCUAACACGGAAGACGAUAAGAUGAGCCACGAUAGAACAGGAGACGUUAAAACAAAGUUUGUCGAGCAUGAUCUGGAUUCUAGUGUAAAUAUCAUAAAAAAAGACAUCGAGUCGAAGAAGGUUUAUGAAGUAGAUGUUAAUGCACCGCAGACCAAAUUGAAUUAUUCGGAACCACAUUUGAAAACGCCGGAAAAGUCUUCAGUAAAUACCGCUUUGCAUACAUCAAACAUUGCUAAUACCUCAAGUUACCAGUUUGAUGCAGUAACAGCUAAAUCGCGAAAUUUAUUACCUAGUACGUCUUUUGUAGGCUCAUCAAUUAAUUCCCGGACCAAUCUUAAGAGACCCAUUCAUGCGACUACUUCAGCCUUAAAUGUCAACCCUGUCGUUCAUUCUUUGCCUGUUUAUACAUUACCAAAUCCUGUGAUGUCUACAACUUUAAACAAACAUGAGAGUACUGUACCAGUAUAUACAUUAGCAAAUGCUUGCAUUUCAGUCACUAAAAUAGAUGAGACGAAUUCGCCAACAAUAACAAAUACUUUUCUUAGUGUUGCAAGUACAACUAUUGCAAAUACAACAUCAGUUUAUACUCUAACCGGUACUACUGUAGGCGCCCCGUUCAAUUACGGAGGUAUAUCCAAUAGCGGGUUACAUUCUCAAGUUGCACAAUUUGUUGCGCCUAAUGAUGUCGCUUUACCAAUGGAAAAGAACCACAAUAACCAGACUGACCCCCAGAACAAUAUACCGCAUACUGAAACAUCUAUAACUGAAGAACAAGAUCCUGAAACAGCCAAAAAAAUUGCAAUGUUGCCUAAGGAACUUGUAGAAAUUUUGGGUACAAUGCCUGCUGAUCAUAGAAACCAACUAUUAAACAUAUUACCUCAAUAUGUCUCUAAGUCCACUGCUGGAACCAAAACAAAUUGUGAAGAAAAAAAAUCUAGUAAUACAAGGACGACAAACUCUAAUGAACCUCAGGCUUCCACAUCGAAACACGUGGUGUCAGCUUUAGAAAAUGAAAAUCUAAACAUUUAUGGUGUGACACAGAACAGCCAUUUUUUAAAAAAUAACCUUCCAUGUGCUUCUCAGUUCCUCAGAUCAUAUAACGUGGAUGAAAGGCGUGGAGCUAUGUCGUCUUAUAUUUUACAACCUCCGCCACCUCCUCCGCCACUGCCACAGGCGAACUUUAAUCUGCUGCCUCCACCGCCUCCACCACCAAUAGUUUAUGGAGCUCCUCCGCCUCCACCACCUUCAGAGGCAUGCAAUUCCCAACCGCCUCCACUUAUAACACAAAAAGCAGAGCCACUGGAGUGUCCAUCUCCGCCUCCUCUGCCUCCCUUACCACCCAAUUCACCACCACCACUGUUUGAGCAGUUACCUGCUGUUAUAAAGGUGGACGGUCCUGCGGAAGAUGUUAAGCCUCCUAUAUUGGUGUACACUAAGAAAGAGGAACAAGAUUCAGAUGUCAAUGAUAGGGUAGACGAAUAUAUGUCUGACUCAGUAGAAAGUCUCCAAACAAAUAAUAAUCGAGAUCAAAAAAAUGAACCUGAAAGUAUGGUCAUAGAUUUAACUGAGGAUGAAACUCCAAAUAUAAAUAGUGAUUUGUUAAAAAUUGCUGAAGAUCUAACGAAAUCUAUAGUUGUUCCACCAAACGUAUUAAAAAAUUAUUCAACUUCAGUUAAAACCAAUCUUAAGACAGUAAACGAUAAAACUGCUAGUUUGAGAGCUGUUCGCAUAAAAGCGCCCUCAGAAAGAAAUAAACCCUUGGCAGAAAAUAAACCUCAUACGAAAACUACCAAUGAACUAAAAGACUCUGCUUCAAUGACAGUCAAUGACACAGAAACUCAAUCAUGUUCAAAAACAACUGCAGAAAUGCAAAGCCCAAAUCUUUCAAAAUUAAUAGAACCUAUUUUAGCCCAAAAUUCCGUGAAUGCAAAUGCGCUUCUAAUCAUUAAACAAUUUCAAAAUAGUGAAAACGAAGACAUUAAAUCGUUAGCCUUGAAAAUAUCAUUUGCCAUUCAGCAAGCCGAAAUAAGCAGUACUCAGCACAAAAAAGCCAAAGCAGUUGCAUGUCCAACUGCGGUUGUUGCAGUAGAACCGCGUCCCAUAAAUUGUGCUAGUCAACAAUUACAACAGUGUAAAUCAAACCAACUAUCUGAAACGAGUAUCAAAAACAACCAGGAACAGGUUCAAGCAGUUAACCCGAUUGCAGAUACGAAAAAAGAUGAAAGUGAUACCCAAACUUCAACCAUACCUGAACAUGACGGUAUCGAAAUGCAGCAAGGUGCAAAAAAAGUAAAUGCUGAGGAUACUCAAAAUAUUUCAGUAUGUUCUAAUAAUUCUGAAUCACAAGGAACUUCAUCGCAAUUAUCUACCAUGGAUGUCACCAAUACCCCCGCGUUGAAAAACCCGGUAGACACCUUCAAUGGGUCUUUUGAUGAGGAUUCAGAUGAUGACAUUUCAUUAGCAAUAAUAGUUAAAAACCGGGAACAAUUGAAAAAUAAUAUGAGUGCCCUUUCAGAAAUGACAACUCCCGAUCAAGAUUUACUUAAAAAAGAAAACAUCAAGGACUCAUCAUCAAAAAGUAUAAUUAACAAUCUUCAUCCAGAAAAUUCUAAUGAAUCGGCAGAGUCAAAUUACGAGUAUACUCAAUCAAAACAAGAUGCAAGGCAUUACGAAAAUGAUAUUCAAGGUGAAAAUUCUGUCGAAGAUAAAGAAACUGCAAGAAAACAAUCAAUUAGAUCAUCCAGAAAAAGAAAAAAUGGUCAACACACCCCUGAAAAUGAACAAGUCGAAAUCACUGAGACUCAUGAAAAAAUAAAACGAACGAAUGAGGUGUCUGAAAAGGAAGCUUCUAAAAACAACAUUGUAAAUAAAUUUUUGUCUGACGAAGUGAUGAUACAAAAUACUGAACCAGUGUCGGCUCAACUAGCAGACAGAAAAUCGGUUACAUUGCCAAAUAUAAAUCACGAUGAAACUAAUAUACCUGAAAAUUAUGCGGCGCCUUGUCGAGCACUCGAUUCCAAAGUUAAACGAAUUGCGCACGUUCAUAAACAUAAACAUAGAAAAAGGAAAAGACAUAUUAAGACUAGUAAAACUACAAAAAAUGAAGAUAUGGAUAUUGCAGAAUGUUCACUGCCUUCAGACAGUAAAUUGAAAGAUGAAAACUUUUCAGAAACCAAUUUUAUAGAAAUUAAUACGCACCAAACCGGGAUUGAAAGUCACGGCCACAGUCACGAAAUCAGCAACUUAGAGGACCUAUCUGAACAUACUAAAACUGAUAAAAGGAGCAAGAAGUUACGCAAAAGCAAAUCAUUAGCAUUAGACAGCAUAGCACAGCAUAGCAGCAACAUAGCAUCAGUAGAUACUGAUAGUGAUUUAUGUUUGGACGAUGAUGAAAAUCAAGAUAAUCUAUUGCGCCGUAGUAGUAGGGGAAAAUCAAAUAAUGCAGAGAAUACAUUACACAUGCAGUACAGUAGCGAAAAUUAUGUACCCGAAGUUAUAUCUGAAAAUAAGCCUCCAAUAACAAAAAAACAAUUAAUUUUCUCUAAAAUGAUGCUUGAUGAAGACCAUCAAAUCGAACCGCAAGCACAUUCAACUCCCGAUAAAGAUUCUAAUCAAAUUGACGAAGUUUGCUUGAAUACUAAUAGGGAUAGUCCGGUUACUCCCGUCAGUUCCAAAACUUUAGAUCUACAUACAGAUAACAAACAUUCUCGCAAUCGGGAUACAAGUAGAGAAACAAAAUACAAAAAGUCUUUGCAAGCAAGACGCAAAUACGAUAAAAGGCGAUUCUUUGAUAUGGAUGAUGAAGACAUUGACACAGGCAAUACUGAAACUAUCAACAACGGUCCAAGGUCGAGAUUAUAUUCUGAAUGUUCUGUUAAUUCUGAAUCUACAAAUAAUACGUCGGAAAUAUUACCCAAGACCAAAAACAUAGAAAUUGAUAACUUUAAAGACAAUAAGCAGGAACAUGAAAAAUUGAGUGAAAAUGAUAACGAAUCAAAAGAAAUAAAAGAUGAAACUUAUCCUUUGGAAUCACUAAACAAAAAGUUAACUACGUCAGCAGAAAAAAGAAAACUCACUACUUCAGAAAGUGAUGAAUGUGAUAAUUUUUCGAAAAGAAAGAAAUUAAAAUCAUAUUCUAAAAAAGAACAAUAUGGGAAGGGAAAACCUUUACAUUGUCGAAGUAAAGAUAAAGUUUCUCUAGCUUCAGAAACUCGUACUACUUGUUACAUGCCACUUGCAGCGAGACGUACUCGAUCAAAAUCAGUACUUGUAAAAACAUCUUCAGAUGAUUUUGACCCGUAUGAUAUUGAUUUAGAUGACAUGAUAGAUACGGAAACCAGCCGGCCUAAAAAUAAACAAAAGGCUAAAAUAGAUUCUCAUAAAUGUAAUAACAAUAAAUCAUCGUCGGACCUCGCUAAGUCUUACGCUAAUAAAGUCAUAAAAACUAACAAAUGUAUAGAUUCCGGUGACAGAAAAUUCGAUAUUCGUUCCGAAGAUAAUGGAAGUGAUUCAGACGAUUCUUCUAAAAGUGAUGUACCGCUAAAAAAGUACAUCGAAGAAAAGGAAAGGAAAUCUUACCACUCAAACCCGAAAGUGACCAAGAAAACGUUUAAAGUUAAUCAACGUUCGACUAUUAAAGGCAAAAAUAAGUGUACAAAACCACGUAGACGUACAUUAGGAGCAUUUAACAAUGUUGUGAAACCGAAUAUCCCUGAUGACGCCGAUGAACGCCGAUCCGAACAGUUUAUGGAAAGUUUUGGAUUUUUUUCAGAAAGGAAACCACGUAAAUCCAACUUACUUGCUUCUAAAAAAAUAUCAGAAACAUUUCAUAUCAUUGCGAACGAUACUGACGACAGUUGUUAUGCGUCAAAGACCCGUACAAAUAAGCGUUCUCUUCAAAAUGAAAAUAAAAAAUCCAUUGAAGGACGAGGCGCCAAACCACGACGCCCCAUUAUUAAAAAGAAAAUUAUUCAGAACGUACCUCAAGUAAAAGAACCCGUUGUCGUACAACCCGUGCCUACAUACUGUAAGAUUUGUGAGAAACAAUUUCUUCGAUCUGAUAAUUAUUUGCGCCAUCAGAUGUCAUUGUUUCAUAUAUCAAAACUGUCAGAAAUUGAAAUGAAAAUGCAAACUAAACCAUAUUAUGAACAACCCAAUUACUUAGUAUUCUAUAAACGAGAAAUUGACAAACUUAAAAAAUUAACCAAAAAGUUACAACGUAAGAGAAAGAAGAACCCAAAAUAUUCAAAAAUCAAAUUACCCACUCUGGAUGAAAUCGUAGUGACAGUGCAAAAACUUGUAAGAGCUGAGAUACUGAAACAACCCCUUGAACAGCAACAACAGAUGCAACUACAACUGGCACAGAGGGGACUUAGCCGAGAUGAGGCACUUUUCUUAGAUUGCUGUCAGUUAUUGAAGUCUAAUAAUGAUUUAAAUAUUAUUAACUUAAACCUAGCCAACAUAAACCUAGCUAACGUAAACCUUGCAAACGUCAACCUUGCUAACUUAAACCUUGGCAACGUUAACUUUGCCAAUGUUAAUCUAGCCAACUUAAACCUUGCUAACAUUAACGUUGUUCCUAUUAAUAUUGCCCAAGCUGUACAAAUGAAUCCAGCAUACGUUGGCGCUGCUCCUGCAAAUGCCGGUUACAUAAGUGCUGCUCACGUGAAUGCCGGAUAUGUUGGAGCUGGCCAUGUCGACGUCGCAAAUGUGAACGUUGUCCAAGCUAACGCAGCUCAAGUUAAUGUUGGUCAAGCUAACACAGAUUACGUUAACGCUGGUCAAGCUAAUGCUUCUCACAUUGACGCUAACGUUGACAUUGAACCGAACGAUUUUGAAAAUGAUAUGCACAGUUAUGAGGGUCCAUCGAUCGUCAAGGAAUUUGAUUCAUUGGACAAACCUGCCCGUGGUGACGGUGAUGUAGAUUCUAUAACUGCUAAAAACAUACUAGACAGUGAAGAAGUCCGUAACUUGGAAAAAGAUUUAUUUUCAAAUUUCAAAGCAAAUGCAAGCUCGAGGCAAACGAAGGCUACUAUUCAACGAAGUAUUAGUGAUGUCGGACUUGAUCAAAUUGAUGACCGUGACGUUCAUCCUGCUUCUUGUAGUUCAAACUUGGACAAGUCUAAUAAUCAGGAAAUAAAAACCAACCGAGAACCUACUCCUCUAAAAGUUAAGGUUCCUGCCAUAAAAGAAAAAAUGUACCCUGAUGUUAUCGAAAAUAUUGACAUGUUUGAAGAUAAGUUCGAUAAGAUUAAAAGGAAGUGUCGAUCUCAAGCGGCAGCCGCCAAACAAGUACAAGUUCCUAUUGAUCAGCCAACCAUCAGUAACAAAGGGCGCAAAAAGCCUGAAAAGAAAAAGGCAAAACGAAAUACAAAAAAGAGCCAGAGUACUCAAGUGCUCACUAAAGGAGCGCUUAAAGGAUUUGAUGGUAUUAAAGUCUCUAUACCUACGUCCGAAAUUAAUAUGUCUGGCAUUGUCCCACCUGUAGCACAGCCUGUAAAUAAAAAGAAAAAGAAAACCUCUGUUAAAAAGAAAAAGUGUCGAGAACCUGAGGUGAGUGACAAGCAAAACACGCGCGAUACUAACGCUUCAACUGCACAGAAAAAUGUGGAUGUUUAUGAGUUUAUGGACAAUGAAGAUGAGAAAGAGGUGUUUGAAUUAAGACCAUCAACCCACGCAGAAAAAAAUAAAACCACUGAUAAUAAGGACGUACCACAACCUUCUACGUCAAAAACAAAUACCUACAACGAUGUUCCUGGAAAUUCAAGUGAAAGUGGAUCGGACGUAGACGAUUUCGUGUAUAUGUCAGACGAUUACAUGUGUAGUGAAGGUGAAUCAAGCUGUUUAUUAUCAUACGUCGGCGAUAAGAAAAACUUAUCUCCUUCAAAAAGGAGAGAUGCCCACGAAAAAAAUGCUGUAAUGGGCAGAAUAUUUAAACAUAAUGCAGUACGUAGUGAUAAAAAGAGCGUAAAAGUAAAAGAACCACCGAAACCUAAAGCUGACUUUGAUCAGUUGUUUGACAGCUUACUUGAAGACGAACCAAAUUCUUCCGCUUUGCAGAACGAUGGCGGAACUCCAAAAAAAGAUGAUUUUGCGAUGCCACAAAAUUAUGACAAACCUUCUAAACUUAGUAAAUACAAUGGCUCCCCUUCUAGAACAAGUGACAAUUCAUCUCCAUCAAACUUAAACAUUUCAUCUCCAAAUGAACAUUCGAUAGUUUCUCCAAAAGAAAAUAGCAGUUCUUCCAUCGUAGACUAUGGGCCAUCUACGUCAAAAACAUACGAUGACAUAUCUUCUUUGGUAGAUUAUGGACCUAGUACAUCUAAGAAAAAUGAUACCAUUUCUGUGAAAGAAUCCAAAACUGUUUCGCCAAAUGAAUAUGAGACCAAAACUUCGAAAAAGCAUAAUGCUCCACAAUAUUAUAAAUCUAGUAAACGUCGGGAUUCCACACCACUGAAAGACGAAGAAGUUUCUCAUAAGUCUCGUGAUUCAAAGAAAGAAAAAUCGCAAGAGAAGUCAAGUAAAUUAGAUGAAGGCAUCAGCACUAGUUACGAUCUUGACGCUGAUGCGUUUGAUCAAAGUAGUCAGUACGACGACACUGGAGUAGCGAGACAACGGGCGCGCCGUAAAUGCACAGUCGGAAAACAGAAUGUGCUCGCUGAGACUUGGAGUUCAGAGUCGGAGCCAGAUGGACUUCCGCCUAGACCCAAUAGCGCCGAAUCGGUUAUAUUAAACUCUGCUCGCAAGAAGAAAGGAAAGAAACGAGAUGGGCAGCAGUCAAGCUCACGACGUAACAAUCGUCACAUUUCAUUUAGGAAACACGAUAUCGAAGGCAGGAUGUCAAGUUCCAAUCGCAAUACGGUCUCUAAUAAUAGUUCUGGAGGUAACCGAGCUGGUAGCGACGACAGCAGCGCUAUCGACCUUUACGCGUCACCCACGCCAUCUACGUCGCACGGGUACACGUCGCACGCGCCCCGCUCGGGCUCGUCCGGCUCCAAGCCGCGCCCGCGCACCACCGCCUACGGCUGGUCGUCGGGAGACGAGGAGCAGCAUCAGCAGCAGCAGCAACAGCAGCAGGAACAUCUCCAGCUCCACGGCUGGAUAGUUGGUGAUAGCCACAAAAAGUUAGUUACGAUGUUAGCACACGCCAAGGGCCGUAAACGUAACAAUGAUGACAAACGUCAUCUCGUCGAUUAAGUUUAGAUUAUUAGAUUAUAUUAAUCUUGUAAAUAUACUGUACAUAAUAUUUCUAGUUCUUUAUAUGUCAUUUUUCAUGACAUUUUGACCAGAAAAACCCUAAAGCUAAAAUUUUAACUGAUUGAGUUAUGUAAAUAUUGUAUAUCUUAGUUGAAUUUUGAAUGAGUGCAACCCGGAUAUAAUUUAUGUUUGGAGCAACAUGUAGUGAAUUUGUUUAUAGCGAUUUGGAACUUAUUUUUAUCUUAUUGAUUUGACUGCAUCUAUGAAACAUUACCGACAUGGACAUUUUUAGUACAUACGAGUUCACUGUUGUAGUAUAUAUUAAUAUUUUGAUAAUUUAAUAGUGUAAUUCACGCGGAGUUAUCUUUAUAAAUAUUUGGUGACCUAAAGAAAUUCAUUAUCGCGCUUUGUUUACGACGUCAUGUUCGUACAUAAAGCGCGACGAAAUGUAAAAAUAUAAAAUCAAUUAACUGUUCUAGGUAAACAUACUAACGAUUGACUUGAAAUCAUAACAUCAAAUUGAGUUAAUCAUGAAAUCAUCAAAUUUGGCCAUAUAUAUGUGACGCUGACCUAGGAACUAAUUAUGAGAAUGAUAUGUAAGAAAUUUAUUGUUUAGUAUUAUUUAGUUUUUAUUUAUCGGUGAAUAUAAUAUGCUGCAUAUAAUUAAAUAGUUUCGGUCAGUCGAAUAUUGUUUAAUUAAUAUCAGUUAUUGAUUAUGUUUUGAAGAAAUAAGCAAAAAUGAAUUUGUUAUUACAGAGAAUUUCUUCUAAGUAUUUCUGUAAAAGUUAAAUAGUUAAUUAUCUAAUAUUAUAAGAUUAGUAAAGUGUAGUAUUUAGAUGUGUUUCAGAUAAACGCCGGAGGUUUCCAAACCAUCUUUUUAGUCGAUUUAAUAUUUGUACAUAUAUCACUUACAUGGAAUUUUAAACUAGUAUUAUACUUACACACUUUUGAAAUAAAUGUCAUUAUUACAUGUGCUUAGCGAACCUACAUUAUAUCGAUGUUUAUAAAUAAAUAAAUACUCAAUUAAAUAAUAUGUACAAAAUUGUAUUGACUAAAAAUGUCUUUGUCUAAUAGAUAAGGUGUUAUUAGUCAAAAUAAUUGCAGUUUCUAUCCGUAUAAAAGUAAUGUUCCUUCAUGAAUACAUAUAUGUUGUAUGUUAAUAUAAUAGUAGAUAUAUACUUUCAAAUUGAAUGUUUCAAGUAACUGAUUGUCUGCCGGACUGAAUGUCUUCACCCCGUAGUAGUCGAUGUAAGUAGUAUCCGUAGGAGGCUGGUAACGCGGUCUGAGUGAAUUGUGUAUCUUGAGUUGCGUAAUUAAUUUGUUAACUAUUUUUAUACAUUAGAUAUUUUUGAGUAGUCAUUGUUUUACAUAAUUGAGAAAUCUCAUGCAUUAGUUAAUGUUUUAUCUAGUCCAAUAAGGAAAGACUAAAAGCCCCAUUAUCAGCCUCGGAACUAUGUGAUGUUUUUCCCAACAUAAUAUUUGAAAGAAGACUUAUAAUUUUCACUAUAAUAUAUAGUAUAAUCACACAAGUAUUGUCUUUAGCUUGUGUUUAGUAAUUGGAUAAAUAAAUAGUUUGUGUUUUACUCGAUGGAAGUGAGUUUAAAUUCUUGAAAUAAAGCUCAAUGUCGAAAG
Trichoplusia ni (cabbage looper) is the source of this 16787-nucleotide messenger RNA. RefSeq lists its product as uncharacterized. The record is from RefSeq and is a predicted model, not a curated record. The coding region runs from base 525 to 15155 and encodes 4876 amino acids. Lineage: Eukaryota; Metazoa; Arthropoda; Insecta; Lepidoptera; Noctuidae. The transcript has 6 exons.